Messenger RNA from Lymnaea stagnalis (great pond snail), 18821 nucleotides. The record is from the annotation of a GenBank genome assembly. NCBI's taxonomy places the organism in Eukaryota, Metazoa, Mollusca, Gastropoda, Lymnaeidae.
CGCGAAGGGAAACAAACAUGGCGGCGAGCACAAAUUGGAAGGAGUUUGUUUUGAGUCAAAUUCAGCGUCGUAACCAUAAACAGACCUAUCCAUUUACAAGUCUUAUUCAGACAAGUUAGUUUUCAGAAUAUCAGUUUUGUUAAGUUUUCUAUAAGAAGUGAUUUACAAUUUUUUUUUUAAAUUGACUAAUUAAACUGAAAGAAAAGUUGAGUGACGAAGUCGAAAGUAAGAAAAGAAAGAAGAAUCAAAAAGAGGAGGAAGCCAAUUAAUUUUUUUAACACUUAAGAGUAAAGUUGCUUAAGUCUAAAGUAUGUCCUAUCUCAUUUAACGUUUAAGCCUUGGUCCCCAAGAUUUAAAUAUACAUAAAUUCGGUGUUUUAUGUUUUUUUAGAAAUGGUAAAAUCAUUAAAUAUUAAAAUCAUCAUGAAUGACUCUGAUUCAGAAUCACUGAAUGAGUCAUCAUCAUGAAUGGAUGAGUAGAACUAUUUCUUAUUUACUUAGCCAAUCAAUGACAGAAAAUUAGUGCAUAAUUAAUGAACAUUAGCCUUAAAAAUUUAUUAUUUAAAUUUAAUCUCAGCUAUUACUUGACACUUCGGUAGUGCCCAGGAACAGAAAAUCUGGUAUCGUGAUUUUGUUGUAAAAAAUACACAAUACACUUUUAAAAUGUACUGAGAGUAUGGUUGUUUACCUAUUACGGUCCAUUAUUGAUUAAAUAAUGCAUUCUAUAUCUACCCAUUACUUAAAGCUCACAUAUUGAUUGUUCAACUGAGAAUGAGAAUUUAUUAAUUUUUUUGUUUGUUUUAGGUUGGUUUAAGCUUUGAAAAUUGAAGUUAAUUAUAGGUUAACUUUACUGACCAAUAUAUUAAAAAAAUAACUGCACAUUGGUAAAAAAAAAAAAACUUUCUUAAAUUCAUUCUGUCCUCUGUAACAUAUCCAAAAUUCAUGAGUGUAGUCCGUAGUCAUAAGUAAGGGGGUCAAAAAAUAAAAAAAAACCAUAAAGGUAAUUAUUUUAGGCUAUGUAACUUGUAAUCACGGUGAUAAUGCUUGUCGGCAUAUGACCCAUUAUUAAUAGCAUCCAUGGGGUAGCUAAUAGUUCAUUCAAUUGGUUAUCCAGAAUAUAAAUGGGAAAGAUAACAUAAUUAAUAAAUGAUUUUAAAUAAAUAAAAAAUAUUUUAUAACAUAAAUAAUUAUUAUUCACUUAUCAAAUAGCCUGCUGUCAGUGGUAUUAAUUUUGAGAUUAGUUGCAAUGGUCAUGGGAUUUAUAACCAUUCGUCUUUGACAUAGAUAGGCCUAUUAAAAGUAUUAUAUUAUUUAUUAUAAAAGAGUAGGCAUAAUGUAGGUUACCUACAUAAUAACAUUAAGCUAAUGUUAACUUUUUUUUAUAUAAAUCAUUUUAUAAAUACAAAUAAUUACUUGCAUUUUUAAUUAAUAAGUUGCAACAGCAUACCAAAUACGAGCUUUGUAUUUUAAACAUUGAAAAAGUAAUGUGUAGUCCACUAAAAAAAUGCGCAGCUUAUUGAAUUUAAGUAGGAAAAAAUUAGAUCUUAUGUUUAAAAUAAUUAUUGAAAUAAGAAAAUGCUAUUCUGAAGCAUACUUUCAACUUUCAAUCUUUAAUAUAUAAUAUUAUUAACAAUCCUGUAAAUAUGACAUUUUUGUUGAGAUAUAUGCAAGAAAUAUAGUUGAAAAAUGUGACACAAAAUGGGGAGGAAAACUCAAAAGUCAAAAAUGUGUAUUGAGGUUAGCACUAAAAAGGUUAAGCUAGAAAGUUGAUCUUGGUGUUUUUGUAAACUAUUCAAUUGGCUUUACUCGACUGUAUUACAUUUAUAUUUUUUGAAAUAUCUUAAAAAUUUCACCAAAGUACCUAUUACACAUUUAUACAGUUUGACUUAAAAUUCUUUCAAAACAAAAGAUGAAUAUCCAAAUGAAAAAAUCAAUGUACAUAAGUAUUAUAUAACAUCUUUGUAGGCUAAUGGAUAACAUUGAUUCUUUUUCCAGAUAAUCGUCUUCAAGAAAUUGCAGCAUCUUUGCAAUCUAAAAAUGUACAUUUACAAGUUGAAGUAGAAAAAUUGAAAGAGGAAACCCUAACAUCACAUCCGCGGGGAGAUGGCCAGUGAGUUGUUAAUAUUUUAAAAAUAAAAUUACUUUUUAUAUAUCUUUAUUUUCACUCUCAUACUGUUUUGAAGAUAAGUUGGGGGGGGGGGGGGGGGGGGUAUAGAAAAAUAAUGAAUACUUCUAUCACAUAAGAUCUUUUUAAAAUCUUUCUUGGCUAUCAGACCUGUUUACCCACAAACUCUAAAAAUUGUACAAUAUCAUCACUUAUCACAAAAUCGUUCAAUACAUUAUCUUAAUGGUAAAAAAAAUAAACAUACAGUAUAUAUAUAAUGUAUACACCUCAAAAUUGUACAUUGUACGCCAAAAUCGUAUGAGUCAACAGGUCUGGGCUAUAGACUUUUUGCCUUUUGUGUCUGGGCUCCCUAUAGUCGAUUACUUAUAGAUUAAAUAAUUUAGCUUCAUUUCUCAAUUACAACUAUUGUUCAUAAUUAAUACCUACUUUUGGCAGCCCUUACGCUGAAACACUCCGGAGAUGUUAACAAGAAGUUCACUAGCUAAAGGGAAGAUCAGAAUGAAGAUUAUUUUUCAAUAUGCAGCAAUCUUAUCUCAUCAUCAUCAGUGGAGCUACAGCCCAUGUAUUCUUCCAUUCGGAACAAUCCAUGGCUUUCCGCCUCCAUGCGCGAACCCCCAACUGGUUUAAAUGCCUUAUCUACUUCGUCAAUCCAUCUCAGCCAUGGACGACCAGUGAUUGUCUGUCCCUAGGUUUCUGCCUGUAUAUCACUUUUGCUGCUCUACAUUCGAGCAUCCUUUCAAUAUGUCCUGCCCAGCGCAGUCUGCCUUUUUUUAUUUUUGCGACUGUGGGUGGGUCUUUAUAUAAUUGGUAAAGCUCUUGGUUUUUACGGAUUCUCCUAAUAUCAUUUUCCAUUAUUCCUCUCCAAUGUAUUGAGCAAGUUCUCUGCUUUUCUGGUAAGGGUCCAAGUCACACUAGCGUAAGUUACUACUGGUCUUAUGUUAGUGGUGUAUGUUGUCUUCUUUGUUCCCCUAGAGAGGUUUUUGUUUCCCAGUAGCUUUUGUAGGCUGAAAUAGGAAUGGUUGCCUGGUGUUAUCCUUUCUUUCGCCUCUGACAUUAUUUCAUUGUCCUCAUUUAUAGUUGCCCCUAGAUAUUUGAAUGUAGCCACUAUCUCAAAUUUGUGGCUGUUUAUUUUGAUGUUGUCAUCAGUGUGGGAGUUUUGUGACAUUAUCAUAUAUUUUGUCUUUGGUUCAUUUACAUCAAGACCAGCUUUGAAUGAGGCAUUUAAGUUCCCUGAAUGCUUUAAUUAUGUCAUUACUGUUUCUACCCAGUAGAGGUAUAUUGUCUGCAUAUGCCAGGUACUGAAAUGGCUGGCUAUAUAAGGUUCCUGAUGGUUGAUGUUAUGUAAUAUCUCUCUGGAAGUAUCUUGUUAUGGUUCCACUGGUGCUCACGUGUAUGCCUCUAAUAACUUUUUUCAGCGUGAUGUUAAACAGGAUACAUGAUAGUGAAUCACCUUGUCUGAGGCCCUGAUUAACUGGGAACUCACUUGAGUAUUCUCCCUGACCUUGAUUCUACUUUUGGAGUUAGCCAUCGUCAUAUGCAUGAGCAGAGUAAGCUUAUUAGGGACACCGAGUUCUUGUAGAGCGUUGUAUAAGUAAUUCCUGUCCACACUAUUGUAUGCUGUUGUGUAAUCCACAUAUAUUUGGUGUAUGUCGAUGUUACCAAUUCGUAACAUUUCUCCAGGAGACAUCUUAUAGUAAAAAUAUGAUCCGUGGUUAACCUAUUCUGCGGGAAUCCGCAAUGGUAGUCCCCUAGAAUUUUUUUACGAUAUUUAUCCAGUUUUCUCGCUAUAAGUUUUGUGAGGAUUUUGUACAUCACAUUAAGGAGGGAGAUUCUUUGUUGUGAAUUGGGAUUUUGAGUGCAGUGUCCGAUUCUAAUGGCAUUUCUUCCUCCUGCCUGAUUCUAGAUAUGAGGUCGUGGAUUUGCCUAUGCAGUUUGUUAACACCUAGCUUUAUCAGUUCUGCAGUGAUAAGGUCUACUCCUGGGGCUUUGUUAUUUUUCACGGUGAAGAUCACAUCUCUUAUUUCAUUGAAUGUUGGUUUGCUGACCAGUGGGUCCGGUCCUCCUUUUGGCGGAGCGUAAUCCUCAUUGGUUGCUCCACCUGAGCCAUUCAGUAAGCCUUCAAAGAGUUGCGCCCAUCUCUCUAGUACUCUACUGCUCUCUGUGAUCAAUUCUCCUCCUGUACUUUCACAAGCAAUCCUUUCUGCUGAUGCAAAUACACAAAUGGGUUUCCUUGAUAGUUACUCAUAAAGAAAAUUUUGAUGAUUUAAAAUUGUGAGCAAAAAUGGUAGAAUUUUUUUAGGUUGCAGAAUGUUUUUUUUUUUAAAUUUUUUUUUUUUUUUUAGGUAUUUGAGUAUAUUUUUAUUGAACGAAGUGUCUGGGGUAGAGUUAGUUUUUAUAGAUUUUUGUUUAAGGUGAUAUUCCAUUUUGUGAAUCUCUUUUAAUUUACUGACAUCUCUGACAUACACAUGACUUAACAUCAUAACAUGGUGCGUCAUAUUCUGCCUUCAGUUCUGCAGCAGCUGAUUGUGAUGCAUGAUUGGUACAUAGAGGUCCUCUGUUCUUGUCUGACUAGUCCAGAGACACCUUGUGUAGCGAUUUGAUGUGAAGAAAGUUGUACCUAUUUCCCCAGGGUUGGCAGCACCCACCAGGUGGAACAAAAGUUGUUCAAAGUUCAAGAAGAGCUGACAGAACUUCUCAAGAAGAGAGGAGAGGUUUGUCUUUACAUUGAUGAGGUGUCCUUUUUCAUUUCAUGAGUUCCUAAAAUUCCUACUUCAUCUCAACAAAGAACAAUCUGUCCAGGUCAGAGAAUAUAGAGGGAUUGUAGUGAGGUUGUGGGGCUCAGGUCAGGACCUUGAAGCAUGGAACCACCAAUGUAAAUAAUUUGGAAAACAUGAAUAAUCAUUAGCGGAGGGAUCUGUGUUUCACUCGUGAGUGUUUUCAAAAACAGGGCAAAGUUGAAACUUGUGUUUCUAAAGGUUGAAUUUGUAUUCUUGAAAUUUGAUUUUGGGCGUUAGCACAAGAUGGCAGGAACAGUGAUUUAGUAACAAUUUAACCAUUAAUUUUAUGACAUAAAUGUUUUUAUAUUAAAAAAAAUUCUUAAUUAACAUUUUAUUUUAUGUGAUAAGUCACAAGUUAAUUUUCUAAGCUACACCUUUCUUUCAUUUAUUCAAUUAAUUAAUUAGAAGUCAAUUUUUUCAAUUUUGAAAUACAUUUUCAAUUUUGUAGGGGGUGCAAGACUUAGUCAAACAAUUUUUAUGGAGCUUGGGACAAGUAAAAAAAAAUUCAUAGGGCGUGGGCACUAAAGAAAAUGUUGAAAAACACUGGUGUUAUUUAUGUGUAAUUGUUUAUUAAAUGAAGAGAUCAUUAGGGAAGAUAAAACUUUAAAUUUUGUUGCAACUGAUCAAAAAGUCUUCAUUUAAUCGCAAUGUUUCAUAGAAACAAAGUUACAAAAUAUUCAUAGUUAAUUGCUUUCCACACAGAAUGCACAACAAAUCAUUGAUCUCAAUGCCUUGCUGCAAGACAAAGAAAAAGAGAUUCAGCACAAAGAUAGCAUGUAAGUACCUGAGAGAGGCUACCUCAAAACUAUGCAGUUGAAUUACUUAUACUGAAACACUGGCAGAGAGGUUCUUAAUUGUAAAUAGUAAAAAAAAUGAAUGUGGAAUGGCUUUGUUAUAAGAGCAAUAAAAUUUAACUUCUUUUCACUUGUUUUGUGAAGUUGUAAUUUUUUAUUUGCUAAUAUUUUUGCUUUGGACCGUUUUGGCAUUCAUUAUGGUCCAGCACACUAGGAAUAUGUUAUUUUGGCUCUUGUAUAGUAUCUAAGUAAUAUUCUAACAGAUAUUAGGCCUCGUUCUAGCAGUAGACUGUAUGUUCCAUUUUAGACACUGGAUACUUCCAUCAAUGCUAAAUAUUUGAGGGCCAUUCCACACUCUUUUUUAAAUUUAAAAAAAAAAAAUUAUAAAGCAAUCACAACAAAAUAUUCCUCCACAUGUUCAAGAUUUUUCUUAUAUUCAUGUGGCAUCAACAAAUUACUAAAAACAUUUUGGUAUUUUUUUUUUUGCAUCUUAGGAUUUCAGAUAUGCGAGAUAAUAAUUUAGCAUUGAAACAGUCCAAAAGAAGCUUGGAGAUGGCUAUAGCUGAACUUGAAGCAACAAAUCAAAUGUUGAAAGAUGAACACCAGGCCCUGCAGGUUCGUCACUUGUAAAUAUAAUAAAUCACAAGGUGAAGAUGAUUGCUUUAAGGUGCAGAGAAUUCUACUGUAAAGAAUUCUGUAAAGGUUGAUGUUUUAAAAAGAAAUUGAUUUUCAUCUCUCAACCCUAAGGUCAUUCAUUAUAUCUGAAGGGUUGGUAAUAUUUAUUUUCAUUGCUGAAUAUUCUAAAUUGUAUGUCUUUUGGCUUAGUUCGGGAAUUAUUUUCCAUUGCUUAUUACUGGUCUGGGAAAUGCUACAGAGAUAAUAUUUGGUACCAAGUUUUGUCCAAAAGGAGCUUUUAAUCUAUCAAACUUUGGUGGGCUCUCACUAAUGUAAGCUAGUAUGUGGACAUUUUGAAAUUCAGAAGCACAAAAAAAGUGCAGCAUAAGAGUUAUAGUUGAAAUCGAUGCAUUAAACAAAAGUAGGCAGGUAUGCAACUGUGUGGACAAAGUCAUAAUUGUUCAUCUGAAUGAAGAGACAAAGCUGAUUUCAAAUGAUGAUAUGAUGGUCACUGUAAUACACUUCAUAUUUAUUGACUGUGUUGUUACAGAUGGCCUUCACUGCACUGGAAGAGAAGUACAGGAAAACCCAAGAAGACAACAGUGAGCUCAUAGCCCGCUGGAUGGAGCAGAAAGCCAAAGAUGCUGACAGGAUGAAUGCAGAGAAUGCAGACUUUAUCAAGUGACUAUUACUAGAAUCAUUCAAUGCUUUCCAGUUUUUCAUCUGUUUCUGUACACACACUGAUUUGUGUGUCAGCCACCUUGUUGCUAGCCGGCAGCAAUGUGUAUUGUAAUAUAUUGUAAUAUUAUACAAAUCUAUUUAUUUGACAUGGCUCUCUAACUACAAGGAUCAUGGAAAUUAUCAGACUUACUAACACAACAAUUUUACUUGUGGAGAUAGCAAAUAGUUAUACUCCACAUUAUACAUUCUUAACCAUGAUAAAACAAACAAAAAAAUGUCUGCACGCCCAAAACUCCAUAAGUUUUAAUUUGUUGGAAGUUACAUUAAUAUACUAAAGUUAUUUGCAAGUAGGCCUUAGAGUGCCACUGCCAACAAUCAUCUGGUGUCCUGCAAUGUACCACAAUGUAUGUUACGUGUCCUGUUUAUCUGGUCCCUAUAAUGUUAUGUAGCUCAACCAUCACACAUUCUUACUGAUCUUGUCUUUGGCCCUGCAGAUUAAGGCAGCAGAGACUGGCCCAAGAUUUAGAGGAGGCUGCCAAAGAACAAGUUCCUGUAGAUGCCAAGUGAGUAUCAACCAAGCGUUUUAUACUACAGGGUGUUGUUGUGUUCAAAUGCAAUGCUUCUCAAACUUUUCAGUGUCACUGACCUGAAGGAAUUAUUUACACUAAGAAACCCUGAUGUCAAAUUUUGUGAUGAUUCUUCUUAAUUUUUUUUCUUUAGAGAAAUACUUUAUUAAUCAUUUUUCAGUCUUUAAAAAUUAUCAUUUUACUAGCUCCGUAAAACACACACAAAAAUUGUAAUAUAGUAAGUAAAUAAUUUAAAAAUAAUUUUUAAUUUCCUAUUUCCACUAGUAAAGCUUAAUGGGUUAUUUACACAUGCUGUGCUUUUUCCCUUCCUAUAAGACUAACUGUAUUGUUGUUUAUUGUUUUACAGCAAAGUAGAUUUUGAUGGCUUUGUCCCAGCAGUUUGUGUGGCUGCCUCAGUGCCUUCUAGAGCCCAGGUUAUAUUUGUAAGUUGCAUUUUUGUAUUACAUAAUAGCAGACGGCUCCCUAGCACUAGUGCAGAAGAGGGAUGUGCUGGGAAUCACUUCUCAAAAAGUGCAUCUCCAUUGUUGAAUUUCUUUUAAAAGUGUUUACGAUGAUUUAGAAUUUGGGAUGUUAAUAUUCUUGUUGUUCAGCGAACCAAGUUUUAGAAAUCUGAUUUUCCAUUUUUUUUAUAAUGCAUUCCAAAAGUUAUUUUUCCAACCAUUUCUUUCAGGGAGGUCAUAGAAAUACGCAUAGAAAUUAAAUGUAUCCUUACUGUAGUAAUGUGAUGCUAUUUGUCAUAAGUGGUAAGAUGUUUGUAAUUGGGAAGGAUGUUGUGAAAUGUUUUUUUGUUAUUUGUGUUUCUGAGAUUGUGUAAGGUGGCAAAAAAGCAUUUGCCUGGAUCGGGGUGGUCCAAGGAAAGAGUUUAAUGAGAUGACGCUUGUUGUUUGUGUUCCUUCUGGAAUUCUCUGAGACACAACUUACCCAUCAUUAAAUAGAAGAUGGACACACCAUGGUGCGGCCCUUGCAGGGCCGCACGGCGCUGCUACUGAAUGUCCAUUCAGACAUGUGUCUGCUCUUACAAAAGCCAUAGGUAUUUUACAGACAAUAAGAUGCUAUGGACUAUAAGACGCACCUUAAUUUUUAAGCAGUUUAAAAAAAACUAAACAUUUUUAUAAUUUUUAUAUUAAUGUCAAGUAUAAGACACACCUGAAUUUUGGAGGCAAUUUUUUGAAGAAAAAAGUUCAUCUUAUGGUCCGUAAAAUACGGUUUACCCUGAUGUCCCCUGAUAUUGUUUUUCCCAGAGUGCUUUCAAGGGUUCUCAUGUUUUCACAUUGCCUCACCGACAUCCUGUUAGAGUAUCUGCUAGUCAGAUAAUAAGAUGAUUUGAAUGUUCAUCCAUUUUUGGAACUGGCAGUAAUUGUUAAUGAAGAUAUUCACAGCUAGCUCAGCUUGAUUCCACACAGAGUUCCCUAGUAUAAGAUAUUUAAUAGGCAAAGGAAGAUUUGAGAAAAAUAAUAUAGGCUAAAUGCUUAUUUUUUAAAUAAAAAUUAUGGGAUUUUAAAAAUUUUCAGAUUAUCACAUAACAUACUUUGAUUGAAACAUAUAUUUGGUAGAUGGAUAGAAUACCUGGUUGAAUCAUGAUCUGUUUGCAUACGUCAGUCAGAAAAGAAGUUGAUUUUAAAUAGUAACCUAUUGAAUGGUUUCAAACAGUUUGUCCCCACAUGGUUUUAGUGGAUGUCCACACAUGGUUUUAGUGGAUGCCCCAACAUGGUUUUAGGGAUGUCCACACAUGGUUUUAGUGGAUGCCCAAACAUGGUUUUAGUGGAUUCCACACAUGGUUUUAGUGGAUGCCCACACAUGGUUUUAUUGGAUUCCACACAUGGUUUUAGUGGAUGCCCACAUAUGGUUUAAGUGGAUGCCCACAUAUGGUUUUAGUGGAUGCCCACAUAUGGUUUUAGUGGAUGUCCACACAUGGUUUUAGUGGAUGUCCACACAUGGUUUUAGUGGAUUCCACACAUGGUUUUAGUGGAUACCCACACAUGGUUUUAGUGGAUGCCCACAUAUGGUUUUAGUGGAUUCCACACAUGGUUUUAGUGGAUUCCACACAUGGUUUUAGUGGAUGUCCACACAUGGUUUUAGUGGAUGCCCCACACAUGGUUUUAGUGGAUGUCCACACAUGGUUUUAGUGGAUGUCCACACAUGGUUUUAGUGGAUGCCCACAUAUGGUUUUAGUGGAUGUCCACACAUGGUUUUAGUGGAUGCCCAGACAUGGUGAUGUCCACACAUGGUUUUAGUGGAUGUCCACACAUGGUUUAAGUGGAUGUCCACACAUGGUUUAAGUGGAUGCCCAGACAUGGUGAUGUCCACACAUGGUUUUAGGGGAUGUCCACACAUGGUUUUAGAGGAAGCCCACUCAUGGUUUUAGUGGAUGUCCACACAUGGUUUUAGUGGAUGUCCACACAUGGUUUUAGUGGAUGUCCACACAUGGUUUAUGGGGAUGCCCCCACAAAGAGUAAAGACUUCUAAUCAAUCUAUGCCACACUUUUGCUUCUCUAUGUUGUAAUGCUUCACAUCUGAUCGUUUUGCAGGAGGCCCAUGAAGGUGAAGUCUAUGCUGUACAGUGGAAUGCAAUGGGCAACUCUUUCUCCACAGGUGGUGCUGAUAGAAAAAUCAAAAUUUGGGAGUAUCAUAAUGGUGAGCUCUAAUUUUUAACUAUUGUAAACUUUGCUGUAGAUGAUUGUAUGAAAACAAGCACUGGUGUGUAAUAAACAAAACAAAACAUGCCUACAGUCCAGUGCAGAUAUUUAACAUGUUUAAAAUAGAAUAGAAAGCAAGGUGGAAUACAAUUUCAAAGCAAGACAGCAUCUGUGGGUUGUAUGUUUGAAGUUUGUGUAAUGAAUUCUAUGCUUUAUAACAGCGUUCCCCAAACGGUGGUCCGUGGACCGGCAAGCCUUACGUUACCGGUCCAGAGAGCAUGAAUAUUGAUGUUUAAAUUGAAAGAAAAUGUCAUUAAUAAACCUGGCACCGGUCCCUGGUGCCGUUUGGAAACUUGUCCACCGGUCCGUGAAACUUAAAAGUUUGGAAAACGCUGCUUUAUAAGACCCGGUUUUCUGUUUCCUGAGAUGUUUUAAUUGAUUUUUGUUUCCAUUUUGUUUUAGCUGCAUGUGAGUGUCGGGGAACACUGGUGGGAAGCAAUGCUGGUAUCACGUCAUUAGAUUAUAGUCAAGAUGUAAGCAUUUUAUACACCUUGUCCAAUUUAUCUGAACUAUAAUACUGGUUUAUAUUCAUUGAUAUUAAUUUUUUUAAACUCACAAUUUUAAAAUAAUAUUAACUAUUUAUAUCCAUUUAUAUACUAAUACUGCUACCAAUUUACAUCAACUGACAGUAAUUUACAUUAGUUUAAAUUUAAAAAAAACAAUAUAUGAAAACAGAAAUAAGUUGAACACUAUUAUUAAUAGGUCUUAGCUUGAAAUGUUAAUCCCCAGGAUACGAUGGUAGUUGGUGCUUCAAAUGACUUUGCCAGUAGAAUAUGGACUGUCAAUGACCAACGACUGAGGGUAAGGAAAUAUUAAUGCAGGAAGGCAGUUUAAAAAAAAAAGAAAUUUCAGGUGGUUUUUAAAAAAAUAAAAAUAAAAUAUUGUCAUUAGUAAUGUACAACGAUCAUCCAGUCCUAACUUUCAUGAGACGAAUGGGUUUUUAAAAAAAAGAAAUGAAAGACACUUUUACCCUACUUAUAUAAAAAAUAUAACAAAUUUAAGAAGCAUGCUAUAGAGAAAACUUUUGAUUAGGCUGAUCGAGUCAAUCAAAUUAUCCACUGAAAGUCAUUUCAUGUUGGUAGCUAUGAGAACUGAACCCAUAUAAUCUCCUUCCUGUCACUGUGCAGCACACACUGACGGGGCACAGCGGCAAAGUCAUGUCUGCAAAGUUCUUGAGUGAAGGCAAAGUCAUCUCGGGGAGCCAUGACAGGACUCUAAAAGUCUGGGAUUUACACAGCAAGUCAUGUAAGACUCAUUAAUGACUCGUUUUUGUGUAGUAUUUUUGUUAUCAGUGCUACAAUGAAUGGUUAGAAGCAGCUUAGAAUUGUAAAAAAUUAAUCUAUAAACCAAAGAAAACUGCAGUUUUUUUAAAAAGUAAGAUUUAAAUCUACAGACUGCAAGAUAGGUGAAGCCAUAUUUAAUAAGACAAUAUACACAAUUUAACAUAUUGGCUACAAGCCUUCAUCAGUUGACAUGGUAUUAAUAAAGAUACCUGGAUUAAAUUGUAAAACAAAACAUAUUGAAGAAAUAGAAAAGGAAUAAAAGAUCUGUCCCCAUUCCCCCUUGCCUAAUGAAAGCAGGGAUGUAGAGUAAAUAGCAUCCACAGGAAAUAAUGUAGUUAUAUAAAGGUAUGGAUUUGAUAGAUGUGUUUUUAAUGAAAGCAAAAGUAGAGUAAAUAGCAUCCACAGGAAAUAAUGAAGUUAUAUAAAGGUAUGGAUUUGACAGAUGUGUUUUUAAUGAAGAUUAAAAAUUAUAGACUUCACUUCAAUCCUUUAUAGAAACAAAAGAAACUGCUUAAAACAUUUUUUUAAAAGAAUUAUCUUGUCUAUAUCCAAUGUUAUUGACUAGCAGAGGAGCAGUGCUUGAAGAUGUAUGUUGCAUUCAUGUUGUUGUUAUAGACACUAUCACUUUAUAGCAAGCAAUUAUUACUUUUUUUAUUCAUAUCUUUAUAUUUUCUUUCCAGGUGUGAAAACGAUAUUUGCAGGCAGUAGUUGCAACGACCUUGUCACUCUUUACGGUUCCAGCAUUAUCAGCGGACACUUUGACAAACGAAUUCGCUUUUGGGACAUUAGGUCACAGACAGACACUAGCAUAAAUGAAAUAAUUUUACAAGGCAGGCUUACUUCCCUUUGCUUAGCUCCAGGUAGGAGAGUCUAUCCCAUGGCACAGUUUAGUAAUAAAUCAAUAAAGAUGUUAUCCAAAUGGUAUACUAUUUGAAGCAAACAUAAUGAUAACUUUUGCUGAUAAGUUAACAGUUUUAAUGGCUGAAAACAUUUAUUCUUGUUGAAAGAAGGGUAUGUUAUUUUGGAAUGGUGGUUUCCAUAAAAUUAUUUUUUUACAGAGCCACAUAUUUAAAUUUAAAAAUAAAUUGGUGCCACCCUCCUCUAUUAAAAAUUAAAUUGUGGAUUGUUCACAUUUUUUUGGUUAAAAUAUGAUUGAUAACUUCUACGUCUCAGACAAAACUCAGCUGUUAUGCUGCGCUAGAGAUGACUGUUUAAAGAUUAUAGACCUCAGGAUGAAUCAAGUCUCGUGUACUUUAACGUAAGCAUCUUGUCAAGUUGGAGAAGGCUUGUUUUGUAAGAUGUUCAUUUCAUUUUGUACAUUUUGACGGCUGGGACUAGGGUGGGACAUUUUUAACACAAGCUUCAGAAUAAGACUCCAAGGUCUCAAGGAAAUUAUUGCACAUUUUUUAAAUUUUAGACUUAUUCAUCUUACCUAAGAAGAAUGAGUUUGAACUAAUUUUAGUUUAUUACUUAAUGAUAAUAAAGGUAUUUGCUUUGAUCUGUUAACAACUAUGCAGUCAGUUAAUGAAAUAUUUUUUGAGGUUAAAAAAAAGUUAUAGUGGUCACUACAAACAUAUUCUCUAACUUCCAACUGGUAUCAGAAGGGAAGUAAUCUGGUAUCAGAAGGGAAGUAAUCUGGUAUCAGAAGGGAAGUAAUCUGGUAUCAGAAGGGAAGUAAUCUGGUAUCAGAAGGGAAGUAAUCUGGUAUCAGAAGGGAAGUAAUCUAAUUCAUGUUUUUCUGUCUUGACUUUCUGGUUGAUUAAUUUUGUUUUCUUUCUGUGAUAUUAAAUCAUUUUUGCACUGUACCAUAUUUGCAGUAGGAUGACCUGGUUAAGGGCUGGAUGAACUUUUCUGCAAACGCAUUUUUUUCCCGAUUUACGUAGCUUAAAAAUAAUCGUGUUUAAAAUGUUGCUCUAGUUUUUGUGCUCAGGAUGAACUCUUCACAUUAGUUUAACAAAGGCUCUCCCAAUGCUUAAAAUACAUUCAAUAAUAAAUCACUCUCCACAAUUUCAAUUGGCAUGUGAGACGAGUUUUGGGAUCAAAGAUAAAGUUCAUGUUGAAAACACACUGCACAAGGCUUACCACCCCAUACCUAGGUCACUUACAUCCCCUAGCUUAUUUUGAAAUGGUUACGAGUUUACUUUGUUUUACUGACUCUUUUAUUGUAUCGUGUUAGUUCUUUAAAAAAAAUAAAAGCUUAAAUCUAUUCUGGUUUCUUCUAUCAGUGCAGAUGGUUUCAAAGUUGGCUGUGAUUGGUCAAGGGCAGUGUUCAGGUUUGUACCACAUGACUACAUAAAGUAUCAUCUGUUUUCAUGAACCUUUGUCCACGACGAUAGAUUAAAAGACAUACAACCAUUUUGUGUAGGUUACCAGUGUGGUUAACAUCAUACAAUAUACAUUUUUGGGGCUAGAUGCCUUCGUUACUUAAAAGAACCAAGUACAUUAAUUUAAAUUUAAUGCAAUAGAGAAAUAAGAAACAGACACCGGGUAAAUUUUAAAAUUAAAUUGCUAUCCCUCCUGCUCUCUUACACGAGCCCCCCCCCCCCCCCCCCUUUUUUUUUUUCAGUUUUGACAUUGCACAGGAUCCUAAUUGAAAAUUUGUGGUACCGGUAUAAUUUCUUGACUUUUUGUCCACAGCCCUGAUGUGGAAUAUGCUGCUGCAGGCUCCGGUGAUGGCCAUGUAUAUGUGUGGAACAUCAAUAAAGUUAAAGUUGAGAAAGUAUUAAAGGAGCAUAGGUAGGUCAUGACUGCCUUAUGUCAGAUUAAUGAUGUCCAGUUUCAGGUCAAUGUCCCAUGAAAGGUCAAAGUCUCAGGUUGGUGCCCCAUGACAGGACAAUGUCUCUUGUCCAGUCAGUGAGGUCAAUGUUCCCUGUCAGGUCAACAUCCCAUAUCAGGUUAAUGUCUCAUGUCUGGUUAAUGUCCCUUGUCAGUUCUAUGUUUUAUGUCAGGUUAAUGUCUCAUUAGGUCAAUGUCCCAUGUUAGGUCAAUGUCCCAUGUUAGGUCAAUGUCCCAUGUUAGAUCAAUGUCCCAUCUUAGGUCAGUGUCCCAUGUUAGGUCCAUGUCUCAUGCCAUAUUACUGUCUUAUGUCUGGUUAAUGAGUCAUGUCAGGUUAAUGUCAGGUCAACAUCCCAUCUCAACAACCAUUUCCUUUGUUUUUGAGACAUUCAGUUGGCGAAAAUUUUCAUCACACCAAUUGAUAAAGCUUGUAACUAAGUUGCGGUAUAAGCCUUCUCCUUCAGAUAUUAAGCAAACGAUGGUGGUAUCAUCAGCAAAUUUUAAGAUAGGAACGGUGUCGCUUGAGCUUUGAAUAUCAUUGGUAUAUAUUGUAUACAGUAAAGGGGAGAGAACGCAGCCUUGUGGUGCCCCGGUGCUUAUAUCUCUUGUUAGAGAUAAUUGGUCAUUUACCUUGACAUAUUGUGGUCGAUUUGUUAAAAAGUUCAGUAUCCAAGCCUGAAUAGUUCAAUUUACACCUGAGGAAAGUUUCUUUAUCAUAAGGUGUGGUUGGAUAGUGUUAAAUGCUGAUGAGAAUUCUAAGAAUAGCUCUCUGGCAUAUUUUUUUGGACUGUCUAGGUGAUAGCAAAGUCUCUCCAACAAUAGUAAUAUAGCAUCCUCCGUACUUCUGGCAGGUUUGUAAGCAAAUUGGUGGGAGUCAAGUUUUUGCUGUACUUAAUUCAAAAUUUAUCCUCUCAGAAUAAGUUUCUCAAAACAUUUCAUUACAACAGAGGUAAAUGCAACAGGUCCUAAGUCGUUGUUGCAAGUUACCUUAUUUUUCUUUGGAAUUGGUAUGAUUUCUGAAGUUUUCCAAAUCGUUGGUAUUGUGUGAGUUACAUAAGAUUUAUUAAAUAUGUAACAAAAAAUAAAGGAGAGCUGCUCUGAGCAUAGCUUAACGAGCCGACCACUUAAUUUUUCUGGCCCCGAGGCCUUGGCUGCGUCCACUUUGUUUAAAUAAUGACAUCACUUCCUGUUGGGUGAACAAUGAAGUAUCAUCCUGUGUACUACUGCCAUCUUUAAAUGAAUUUAUCAUCUCAUUGUGUACACUUCCAAAGUCCAGGCUGUCAAUAGGACAAUAAAAGUCAUUUAAGUUGUUUACAAAAUUCUUCACGUCCUCAACACUCAACCAUUCACGCUUAGGAGUAUAUCCUGUUAUUUGCCUUAGUCCUGCCCAACAAGCCUUUGAGUUGUUAGUAAGGAAUAAUUUUUCGAUUUUUUAAUUUGUGUUGUUUUUUAACUUGAUAUAUUUUUUCCUUUAAUGCUUUUUAUCUUUAAUGAAUUCCUGACCGUUAAUCUUAAACAUGGUCUUCUUGUGGUGGAUGGCAUGCUUUAUUUCUCUGCUCAUCCAGGGUUUUUUGUUGUUGAAUACUCUGAUUGUUUUUUGGGGAAUGAUUUCGUCUACACAGAACUUGAUAUAAGAAUUGACGGUGUUUGUUAGCUCGUCAAUGUCCGGGCAAGUGUUUAUAAACGUGUCCCAGUCUGUACUUUCCAAGCAGCCCUGAAGUUUUUCUGUCGCCUCAUCUGACCACAGGUCAAUAGUUUUUGUUUGAGUUUUUGUUGUUUUUAAAACUGGCUUGUAGCAAGGCUUAGGCGGACCAUUGUGUGUAGCAUGGCGUCAGGCGGACCAUUGUGUGGUCGGAUUCUCCUAGCGGAAAUAAACCAUGAGAUGUGUAGGCCUUUUUUAUGUUACCAUAGCACAUGUCUAGAGUUGGGUCUUGUCGCGUGGGGCAAGUAACAUACUGGGUGUAAGUUGGAAUGGAUUUAUCCAGUGAUAGUUGAUUUAAGUCCCCCAUAACAAGACGAACGGAGAGUCAGGGUUUUUUGUUUUGAAAUCAUGGAUUAGAUCCAAAAGUCUCUCGGCAGCCUGCUCCUUGUUAGCAUUAGGUGGAAUGUAAGUAAGGAUGAUACAGAUUUGGGUGAACUCCCCAGGCAGGUAAAAUGGCCUUAAAGUGAUGCAGAGUAGUUCUAUGUCAGGUGUACAAACUACAUGUUUCACUGUACUGUUGUUGAUGAUACAGUAGUUUUUGUUAAUAUAUAUUGCCAAUCCCCCUCCCUUGGAUUUGCCGCUGUUGGUUGUUCUAUCGGCACGGAAAAGGUUAAAUUUGUCCAAUGCCACUGCUGAAUCUGGUACCGUUUCAUUGAGCCAUGUUUCUGUCAGGCAUACUAAAGAGCUUUUGCGAAAUUGAUAGCAAAGCUUACAGCAACAAACCAGUUCAUCCAUCUUGUCACUCAGUGACCUGACAUUUCUCAAAAUAACAGGUGGAAGAAAGCCCUGCUGUCCUCUGUUUCUGAAUUUUACACGAAUGCCUCCCCUUCUGGCCCGCUUUCUUCGUCUCAGUCGUGAAUUGGUCGCCAUUUGUUGUUGACAUGGCGGAAGUUUACAAAAAUGGCAGAAGUGACAUUUUAUACUAGGCCGAGUAAUUUGAUAUCUAAAGUCCAUAUUAAAGAUUAAAGCUGUUUCCCACGAAGAGAAACACAAAAAACUCACAAGAAAAUAUUCCCUAGCACAUCCAUAGGUACUUGAGUAUUUUUAGGUGUAUCAAGACGACUGAAUUUUUAAUGUUUUGGUUACCUAUAUUUUUUGGGGGGGGGAAAAUAUAAAAAUCAUAAAACUUUUGUGAUAUCUGAUGGGUGUUUUAUUUCAAGUAUGUAUUUUCUGGUACUCAACAUGACUCACUCUAGCCAACUAGCUGCAAGCUAGAAAAAUAACUGAACUAUAUAAAACUUAUAGAUUAAAGUUGUAGUAGAAUAGUUAAUAAAAAAUGCAGAAAUAAUCUAAAAAAUGCUGUAUGAAAACAAUACAUCCAAGAAAUAAUCAACUAAAAUAUACAGCCUUGGUCAAAAUAGAAAAAGUAACAUAAUUUUCAUGUCUUUACGAAAAGAUCAAUGCAGUACCCAAUAUCAUUUUGUUGGUAUCUAGCUCUGUGUCCAGUUUCCAAACAUUUCAAUAGUGCUAACCAUAAUGGAAUAUUAGACAUCGCAGUUACUGGAAAAUUGUAUGCAAAUAAUACACCGGAUAGAAUUUAUAAGGAAAAUAAAUCAAUAACAAGAUUUUUUCCGUCAACUCCAUAUGGCAUAAACCAAAUUUACAAUUUGGCUUAGCUGCAAUGUCUUUUUCCUGUUUGGUUUUUUAAUUUUACUUCCACCCACUUUCUUUCCAUUCUUCUGGACUUUUUGGUUUUUCUCCGGGACUUGUGCCCACUCUUAUUCUUUUCAAUCAUUCUUAGGUAGGAUACAUGCAUGUAUUUUUAAGUAAAUUUAAUGUGUUCUUAUGUGAAUGGGUUUUUUUGGUGGUUUUUUUUUAUGUAUUCUUAUAUGAAUGUAUUUUUGUGUGUUUUUUGUACUGUUGAAGGCAUUUGCUGAAACGUUUACAUUUGUAGGCUGUACGAUCAUUAAUGAAGCUGAGCCUAUAUUGUUUUAUUUACACAAAUUAAUUUUUUGUGUCUAAUUAAUCUGGUAUCUAGUUCCUAUAUGUUACUAAACUGAAUGUUUCGUUGCCCACACUAUCUGUAUCUGGAGUCCAUAACUUUAAACUGAACCAGCAAGGCAGGAUGAGUUUAAAGGGGUCAUUGUAAUCAUCAUCAUCCCCAAUGUCAUCUGUGAAUUAGACAUCAGCACAUUCAAGUGGAAAAAUCGUCAGUGAAUAAUUUUGACAUUUUUUGCCAAGCAGUGACCCAUGUAGUUCAGUAAGGGAUGUUUUUCUUGUUUUUUUUUCCAGUCACUCCGUGAUUGCCUGCUCUUGGAACCCAACGGGGACAUCCAUAGUGAGCUGUGAGAAAGGCAAGAAGGUUGUGUUGUGGUCAGAUUACUGAUUGGCUUAUAAGUGGUGAGUCAUUUGUUUGUCAUGUCGCUAAUUGUAUUAAAUAAUGAAAAGGACACAACCCAUCAGUGCGUACAAGAAGAGGGAAAAAGUGAUGUUUGCAAUGUUUUGUGGUCAUGAUUAGAUGUAUGUUAAAGAGAACAAAAAGACAACGUACAAAUGUUGAUUUUUGUGUCUGUUGUUUUUGCCAAAGGGAUUUAUGAACAUUAUGAGCAAAAAGAUGUUUGGAGAUUUGAAUCUUGUGUUCCAGGUGUGAUGUGGAAGUGACCAGUUUAACCUUGCAAUGCUUUGAAUGACCGUACAUGCCGCUCUGCCACCACUGCUGUUCAAACUCUCAGUAUCACCUACCAUCAACCAGUAAGGACGUUUUGUUGAAAAUAUUUUUAAAAAUUUUUUUUACCAAUUAAUGACCUACCACGAUUAUUCUAACAAGACCAGGAACACAGAGAACCA